This is a messenger RNA of Protopterus annectens (West African lungfish), 1242 nucleotides long. It is a transcript of the gene NSA2, whose product is annotated as NSA2 ribosome biogenesis factor. Gene Ontology annotation, biological process: maturation of LSU-rRNA; maturation of 5.8S rRNA. NCBI's taxonomy places the organism in Eukaryota, Metazoa, Chordata, Ceratodontiformes, Protopteridae. The transcript is spliced from 6 exons. Bases 154 to 936 code for a protein of 260 amino acids. The record is from RefSeq and is a predicted model, not a curated record. Gene Ontology annotation, cellular component: nucleolus; preribosome, large subunit precursor.
GCACUUCCUUUUCCUAUCAUAACAUUUGCUCGUGUGACUACGCUUCCUUGGUUGGGGUGUUUAUAUACUGCUUCAUACUCAAUUAAUAACCCAUCAACACAUUUAAUCAUCUUCUUUUUAAAAGAAACUUAGCACUAAUCAACAUAGAUCAAAAUGCCCCAGAACGAUUAUAUUGAGUUACAUCGUAAGCGAUAUGGUUAUCGCUUGGACUAUCAUGAGAAAAAAAGAAAGAAGGAAGGGCGUGAGGCUCAUGAUCGCUCCAGGAAGGCCAAGACGCUGAUUGGUCUGAAGGCUAAAUUAUACCACAAGCAGCGCCAUGCAGAGAAGAUACAGAUGAAGAAAACCAUUAAGAUGCAUGAACAGAGAAACACCAAACAAAAGAAUGAUGAGAAAACACCCAAAGGAGCUGUACCAGCAUACUUGUUGGACAGAGAAGGCCAGUCCCAAGCCAAAGUGCUCUCAAAUAUGAUCAAGCAGAAGAGGAAAGAAAAAGCUGGUAAAUGGGAAGUUCCUGUACCAAAAGUCCGUGCCCAGGGUGAAACCGAAGUUCUCAAGGUUAUUCGCACAGGGAAGAGAAAGAAGAAGGCCUGGAAACGCAUGGUUACUAAAGUCUGUUUUGUGGGAGAUGGAUUUACUCGGAAACCUCCAAAGUAUGAAAGGUUCAUAAGACCAAUGGGUUUACGGUUUAAAAAAGCGCAUGUAACCCAUCCAGAACUAAAAGCAACAUUCUGCCUUCCUAUUCUUGGUGUAAAGAAGAACCCAUCCUCUCCUCUCUACACAUCGUUAGGUGUAAUUACCAAAGGAACUGUCAUAGAAGUGAAUGUUAGCGAACUUGGCCUGGUCACGCAAGGAGGAAAAGUUAUCUGGGGUAAAUAUGCUCAAGUAACAAACAAUCCUGAAAAUGAUGGCUGCAUAAAUGCUGUCCUGCUUGUUUAAACCAUGCCCUUAAAUUUUUUUGACUUGCUACAUCUGAAGACCUGGAAAGAAGUAUAGAGAACAUCUUGUUUUACUACUGCAGUUUGACAGACCAGAAGAGUAAUGGUAGCCUGAAGGAACUUGAAACUUGGACUACUCUACUUUUGUAGUAUCUUAAUGAAAAUGACAUUUGGCAGAGCAAAAUGUAACCCUGGAUGUUUGGAACUUUCAGUCAGACAUAUACACAGGAGUAUGUCUGUGAACAGCGAUGGAAAUGUUUUCUUGCUAACAUCAGUACCAAUAAAGUCAAAUGUUUUCAAAGUUUGA